AUGGGAGUUCUUGACAUUUCUCAAAUGGGACUGCUAGAGGUGACUGCCCUUAAGCAGGGAUACCUCGACCUUUCCUCUACUAUCGCUUCGAGGAUAGUAGAGUGCGAUGCUCGCAUAACUAAACUCCAUGCUACGGAUGCUGAGCCAAUUGAUAUUGCAGAAGAUGAGGGAGACGUCAAUGAUGAGGUUGAUGGUGAUGACGAGGACAAGGAUGGGUCUGACCUUGCUGAUGAUGAGGGCGAAGAUGGGUCGAGUGAGAAUGAUGAAGAUGGCGGUGAUGAAGACAAUGAAGACCAAGAUGAUGUUCAUGAUGGAAAUGGUAGUAAUAAUGACAACGUUGAAGACGAUGGUGAUGGUUCCAAUGAUAAUGUUAAUGACGAAGAAGAUGCUAAAGAUAACGACGAAGAAGGGGCUGCUGGACAGGAAGAGGAAGUUGAUAGUCCUAUUGGAAAUGGUAAUGACGAUGAAGAUGGUGAGGAUAAAGAAGAUGGUCGGAGUGUCGCCGAGGAAGGUGGUGAUGACUCAAUUCAUACUCUGGAUAUUGGACAAGAAGGUAACCAGGGAACAAAGCAUGGCGCAACAGAGAGUGCACUGGACUCUAAUGUCCCUAUAUCAAAGCCGGUGGCCAUCAGCACACCCACACCUAAAACUGAGGGAAAGAAGGUUGGUGGUGAAGGGAUGGUGAAGUGUAGCACACUCGAUGAUGUUGUGCAAACUGGAGCAGCUAAUCUGACUAGGAGAGAUGAUGAGAAGGGGAGUGUGAUGGACCCAUCAGUAACUAUAGCAGAGACGCUGGCAAGUAUCAAAGCAGACCUCUCGUUGGAUGAUGUUGACGAUGAUUUCCAACAGCCAAUGCCUCCCACCAAAGUUUACAUACUCCGCUCAAAGAGGAAACCCAGUAGUGCGAUGUUGUCUCCCUACCGGGCAUUUGAUGGCACAGGACUUGUCCCGAAGCUGUCUAUCGCGGUAUCGGGCAAAUUGAAAGCCCAAUCAUCUUCUGAAAGCGUCUCCGCAACACACAUAGACCCGUUGGACCCAAUAACACUUGGCCAGCUAAGGUUGGAGUAUGCUAUCUGCGAAGAAGGAGACAUGGAUGAUGCUGAAGUGUUGAGCGCUGCUGCCGGGAGCCAUUUUUCCUUAAGUAGAGCGGAUGCAAAGUCAGCCAUAUUUGGCAACGCCAUGACCACGAAUUUUGUUGACUUCUACGCCGACUACCUGAACAGGAAAACCGGAAGCACUAUGUCGAUAUCUAGAUGGGUAUUCACGCACGACUUUGCGCAAGGUGUAGCAACACUAAUGGAUUGGGGCACUACCAUGAACACGCAAAGUGAGUGGAUCAGUGAGGUAUGUGAUAUGAUCGAACAAAGCAAGUGGCUCAAUGGGAAGACACUACACAACUGCAACUUUUGGUUCUUGCCUUACGUUGCUGCCUCAAAAAUGGUGUUGUACUGUGUUAACUUGAAGGACAAGAAGUUCGAGUUCUUAGACGCUAGCGGUGGCAAAUUUACACCCUUACUAAAAAAACUUGGUGAACAUGUUGUAAAUUUUGUGACUCAGUACAUCGAUGUGGUCUUGAAGCUGAACUACAACUGGGGAGAUUUCCGUUGGCGUCAAGUGACAAGUAUUAACAGCCAUGAAGACACACACGGGGGCAUUGUUUGCUUGAACUUCUGUGAGCUGUGGGAAGGCAAACUUCUGACCGUUUGGAAGAGAACAUGGCGUGGCCAAACUUAUCUGAGGAGCAGGUCUGCUCAAAUGGUUUAG
Messenger RNA from Linum trigynum, 1764 nucleotides. The record is from the annotation of a GenBank genome assembly. NCBI's taxonomy places the organism in Eukaryota, Viridiplantae, Streptophyta, Magnoliopsida, Malpighiales, Linaceae.